CUGUCAACUCCUGUUUCUCCUUCUAGGUUGGGGACCAGAUGAAACUUCUUCAGAACUGCUGGAGCGAGCUGCUGGUGUUCGACCACAUUUUCCGCCAAGUCCAGUACGGGAAAGAGCACAGCUUGGUGUUGGUGACAGGCCAGGAGGUGGACAUGUCGACCCUUGCCACCCAGGCAGGAUCUAUCCUGAACAACUUGGUGCUGAGAGCUCAGGAGCUGGUGCUGAACCUGCACUCCCUCCAAAUAGAUCGGCAAGAAUUCGUCUGCUUGAAAUUCCUGAUUCUCUUUAGCCUCGAUGUGAAGUACUUGGAAAAUUCCAGCGUGGUCAAAGAAGCUCAGGAAAAAGCCAAUGCUGCCCUGAUGGAAUACACCAUCUGCCAUUAUCCCCACGCCAUGGACAAAUUCCGGCACCUGCUGUUCCAGCUGGCCGACAUCCGGGCCCUCAGUAUGCAGGCCGAAGAGUACCUGUAUCAUAAACACCUGGGCGGGGAAGUGCCCUGCAACAACUUGCUGAUUGAAAUGCUGCACGCUAAGCGGACUUGAGGGCGACCGACGGACGGACGGACGGACGGACGGAGGAGGAGGAGGAGGCUGGGGCGAUGGGGGAAGGGGUUGACAAUUAAGGGGAGGCUCUCCCCAGCCUCUGGGUUUUGACCCCGCGUCCUUUCAUUGUCCAGCGUGCUGGAAUCAGACCAGUUCCGCCCUAUUUUUUGUCCCAGGUUUUUGGGAAACCUGAAAAAGGAACUUACUUAAACUUUGGAGGGCGGCCCUUGGAGAUGGUUUGGAAGCUGCAGGAAGUCUGCAGUGGGUGGAUCCCAAACAUG
Pantherophis guttatus is the source of this 823-nucleotide messenger RNA. Lineage: Eukaryota; Metazoa; Chordata; Lepidosauria; Squamata; Colubridae. The record is from RefSeq and is a predicted model, not a curated record.